Messenger RNA from Naegleria fowleri, 1584 nucleotides. RefSeq lists its product as uncharacterized. The transcript has 4 exons. The record is from RefSeq and is a predicted model, not a curated record. Gene Ontology annotation, molecular function: catalytic activity; pyridoxal phosphate binding. Lineage: Eukaryota; Heterolobosea; Eutetramitea; Acrasida; Naegleriidae. Gene Ontology annotation, biological process: biosynthetic process. Bases 1 to 1584 code for a protein of 527 amino acids.
AUGUCUGAAACGAAUCAUCAGAAAAGUUUUACCAUCAUCAGCAACAACAACAACAACAACAAUAACGAGGAGAAAAUGAAGAGUAACGCACCAACAACUACUAACAACAACAUGACUUCUUCUUUAGAAUUAUAUAGGACUCUCAGUCAAAGAAUUCGGGAUACGGAUAUGCCCAUGAUCAACAAGAUUGGUGGAAUUAUUUCCGAAGUGAAUCAAUCUCUUCAGCAAUCACAUGCCAUGAAGGAGAAUACAAAUCCUACUGCUUCAUCCAAUAAUAAUGAUGAUCAUAAUGUCGUGUAUAGUCUUUGCCAGGGAAUGGUGUAUUUCAAACCGCCAGAACAAGCCCUUCAAACACUCUUACAAGAUCAAUUGAUGAAUAGUUGUAAUCCAUCGGGAUCGGAAUUUAGAUUUAUUCACAAUUAUUGUGAGCAUGAUUUUGGACGAAGAGUGGUGAGAGAUAAAGUGAAGGAAAAAUUACAAAAGAUUAACAAGUUGGAAAAUGUAGAGGUUGUCUUGACAAGUGGUGCGAAUCAAGGGUUUGUGAGCGUCUUGUUGUCGUUGUGUGAUGUUGGAGAUUCAUGUUUACUGUUUGGCCCUUAUUAUUUUAAUCAUUUUAUGGCCUUACAAAUGUUUGGUGUGAAGCCAGUGAUAUUUGACUGUAAUGAAUCUGAUGGUUAUCAACCAGGAUGUGGACAUUGUGAUGAUAUGAGUCGAUUUACAGAAUUUUUCGAAAAUUUAAUGAAACAAACUGAUUCCACAACUGGCAAAUUGAAAAUGGUGGUCGUAACAACACCAUGUAAUCCAACUGGUGCUGUCUAUACACAAUAUCAAAUCGAUAUCAUUGGUCAAUUGUGUGAAAAAUAUGGUAUAUGGAUGGUCUGUGAUGAGACGUAUGAAUAUUUUGUUUACAAUGAUUCUGUAGACCAACAAUUACAUCAGACUACUGCUAACACCACAACAAAGAGUAAUUGUUAUCACUACACUCCUCAAGGAGAUCAUAUUAUCCAUCUUUACAGCUUUAGCAAAGCAUUUAGUAUUCCAGGCUGGAGAUUGGGCUAUAUUGCCUAUCCAAGCUCAAAUACUGAACUAGCUCUGCAUCUGAAUAAGAUACAAGAUACCAUUGUGAUUUCUUCUCCGGUUGUUUCACAACAACUUGCAUUCUGUAUUCUCAACAUGGAAGAAUUUGGAAAGCCAUGGGCUGAAGAGAAAAUUUCUACACUCAAACACAAUAGGAAAGUAAUUUGGGAGGCCAUCCAUGAUUUGUGUCAACUUGAAAAGAUGUCAGAAGGAGCCAUUUACUUUUGGGCAACAUUUCCUAAUUUUCUCCAUCAAGAACAUGUCACAAUGGAGAAAGAAUUUCAAGUGAUUGAGUGGCUCAUUAGAAAGCACAAAGUGGCUGUUCUGCCAGGAAGUUGUUUUGGUAAAACGGGAGGUUUUCGAAUUAGUUAUGCCAAUGUGAGCCAUCAAGUUUGUGAGAUUGCUGCAUCAAGACUGGGAAUUGCAUUGCAAGAGCUUGCAAAUGGCCAGUUUGAAAAGGAUGAUCUCGAUCAAUAUGUGAAAACAUUUAAGAACUUGAAAUUUUAA